Aspergillus wentii DTO 134E9 is the source of this 2784-nucleotide messenger RNA. RefSeq names its product alpha-1,2-mannosidase family protein. Gene Ontology annotation, molecular function: peptide-N4-(N-acetyl-beta-glucosaminyl)asparagine amidase activity; carbohydrate binding. The transcript is spliced from 5 exons. NCBI's taxonomy places the organism in Eukaryota, Fungi, Ascomycota, Eurotiomycetes, Eurotiales, Aspergillaceae. Gene Ontology annotation, cellular component: nucleus; cytosol. Gene Ontology annotation, biological process: glycoprotein catabolic process; protein deglycosylation; carbohydrate metabolic process. The record is from RefSeq and is a predicted model, not a curated record. Bases 212 to 2497 code for a protein of 761 amino acids.
CCUCCUGGCCCCCAAUAUUACUCUUAUAUUUAGAAUUGUAUACGGAUUUGGAUCUUCAGAGACGUGAGGGGUUUCUUCACCGACUGCCUUUGUCUUGGCCACAUUGGGCUGAUAAAAAAUCUUUGGACCCUUGCUAUCCACGUUGUCUCAUUCCUAGAUCUCAUUCACUGUUGUGCGAUUAUCAAGCGAGUCAGUUCGAGAGAUAUACGACAUGGGGUUAUUACCUGCCCUGUUGGCGUUGAGUCUUCUCGAGCCCCUUGUCUCGGCUGUCGACUUUACAUCCCAUGUUGAUGUUUUCCAAGGAUCAGAAGGCGGCGGAAAUGAUUUCCCCGGCGUCGCGCGUCCCUUUGGCGUCGUCAAACUCGGUCCCGAUCUGUACGACGGCAAAAGCGACGCGUAUUCCGGCUACCUCAGCAAGGGCAAUUUCUCCGGCUUCAGUCUGAUGCACGAGCAAGGCACAGGAGGAGCACCAAAAUACGGCACCGUCUCACAGCUCCCUCUUGUUGGGAAUAUCAGCCAGCCUCUUUCCAAUCUGACUGUUGCUCGGUCUGGUACGGAUAAUGCGACGGUGGGAUAUUACCACGCUAAAACCGAUGAGCAUGUCACUGUUGAAUUAAGUGCCUCGGCGCAUGCUGGUAUCUAUCGAUAUACAUUCCCCUCGGGAUCGCAGGGAAAUGUGCUGGUUGAUGUCUCGCAUGUUCUGCCCUCGUUUCGAGGAAUGGGUCUUGGGCAGAAUUAUAAGGGGGGUAGCUUUGCUAUCUUGGAGGAUGGCCAUUAUGAGGGCCAUGGUGUUUAUGAUAAUGGCUGGAAUGAGGCCCCAGACUGGACUAUCUAUUUCUGUGGUCACUUUGACACUACUCCCACCAGCAAAAAGGUCUUUACCGGGACCGAUGAGAAAGGCAGUGUGGAACAACCCAGCGGAUCUGCGAAAGCAUCCACUGGAUCAACUCGAGUCGGUGGCUUGUUCUCUUUCAAAGACUCUGACGUCAUCUCUCGCGUGGGUAUAUCUUGGAUCUCAAAGGAAAAGGCCUGCAGCAACGUUCAGGAUGAAAUGCCAAGUGGAACGGAAUUCUCUACCGUUGUUGAGGAUGCCAAAUCCGAAUGGAACUCUAAAGUUCUAUCCAAGAUUACCACGACCAACACGAAUGAGACUAGUUUGUCUUUGCUGUACACAUCACUCUACUUUAUGCAUUUGAUCCCUACAAACCAAACCGGGGAGAAUCCCGGGUGGACAUCUGAUGAACCCUAUUAUCAGGAUAUCUUUACCUUUUGGGAUCUAUUCCGUUGCUCUACCGCCCUCAUGCAAGUUCUGCAGCCGACUGCCUACGAAGAGCAGAUCCGCUCUCUGAUCGACAUCUGGCGGAACGAAGGCUACAUGCCUGAUGCACGUUCUUCCAACUACAACGGUCGUACACAAGGAGGAUCAAACGCAGACAACAUACUCGCCGAUGCGUAUGUCAAGGGUGUGCGUGGUGCCGUCAACUGGGACGACGGGUACAAGGCCAUGGUCAAGGAUGCAGAAGUAGCACCACCCAAUGACCCAGUUGAUCCCAUGGCCCCGGACUCCUCUACCAAGCAGGGACGUAGUGCUCUUCCAGACUGGCUCAGUCUGGGAUUCAUCACCCCCAAGUUCAGCCGCGCAGUCACUCGUGCAGUGGAAUAUUCCUGUAACGACUUUGGUCUGUACCAGGUGGCAUCGGGAUUGGGUAAGAAUGAAGAUGCAGAGAAGUAUCUCAACCGAUCACGAAACUGGCGCAACCACUGGGAUAAGAGCAAAACCUCCUUAGGAUUCUCUGGCUUUGUCGUUCCUCGAAAUGAAUCACAUCUUCUUGACACUGAUCCUGUGAAGGACACUGGCUACUGGGGCGACCCGUACUACGAGGCCAGCUCUUGGGCUUACACGUGGAAUAGCGUUCACGACAUGAAGCACAUGGUUAAUUUAAUGGGAGGUGCUGAGACGGUAAAGAACCGUUUGGACAUUAUGUUCAAAGACGGGGCUACUGGCUCCAGUGGGAUGAUCUUCGAUCCUACAAACGAACCAAUGUUCAACGUCCCAUACCUAUACAACUAUAUCAACCGACAAGACCUAUCCGUCUCUCGAUCCCGAAAAGUCGCAAAGGAAUACUACCGCACCGGAAAGUCUGGACUCCCUGGCAACAGCGACGCAGGCGCCAUGCAGACUUGGCUACUCUGGAACAUGAUCGGUCUAUACCCCAUCACAGGACAGACGACCUUCCUGAUCCAUUCACCCUGGUUCGAGUCGAUGACCAUCGAUCUAGGUGACAACAAAAAGCUGCAUGUCACCUCGACCGGGGGUGACGGAAACGGCGAUAAGGACUUUUACGUUCAGGGUCUCAAGGUGAAUGGAGCAGAGUGGAAGAAGAAUUGGCUAACGUGGGAUGACAUCUUUGCUAAUGGAGGCACGCUCGAGUUCCAGCUUGGAAAGACGGCGGCCAAUUGGACUACGGAAGAGUUGCCUCCGAGUCCUGCAUCGUAGAUUGAGCAUGACUUGUAUAGUGUCUUUGAGUUGUAAAUAUUAUCAGCUGUAUAAUAUGACUGAUUGUCCCUGGCACUAGUCGUUCUAGUUGGCAAGCUCACUUUGGAUGGUUCGGUUCCAGCAUCGUUGUUUCACAUCCAGAUCCACCAUUUUCGGUCCACAUGAAUCUAUCCUUGGAUCACUCCGAUUCACAGAAAUUUAUCGAAUCUAUUUCAAAUUCGUGAUAAGUCUCCGGUUGAUUGAUUUUAUCAUGAGAUUUAAUAACUUUUGACUGCGUUGUAUUUCUC